Oncorhynchus mykiss (rainbow trout) is the source of this 732-nucleotide messenger RNA. The record is from RefSeq and is a predicted model, not a curated record. Lineage: Eukaryota; Metazoa; Chordata; Actinopteri; Salmoniformes; Salmonidae.
CAUCCUGAUGCUGACGAGGCAGAGAAGAGUCUCUCCAGAUCAGAACACCAGAUGGACAACGCUAGCCCUUCCUCCCUCCCUGAGCCCCUGUAUUGUGCCUAUCCCGGUAGCUCCUUACUGCUGGGUAUGAAGAGGUUGUCUGGGCUGCUGGUGGACUGCAGGAAAACAACAGGGCUGAGUGGAACUGUGAGAGGAGGAGCAGAGAAGAACGGAUUAGAUUUCACACAUCAAAGAGGAAAACCAAACUUGGAGGAACCAGAGACGUCCAAAACAGCAAGACGACACCUCUGCUCCCAGAUUGGAAAGAGUUUUACCAAGUUAGGAAGCCUGAAAAGACAUGAGAGGGGACACACAGAACCGAAGCCACAAAAUUGCGCCCAGUGUGGAAAGAGUUUUAGCCACUUAGGAAAUCUGAAAGCUCAUGAGCGAACACACACACGGGAGAGGCCUUUCCAUUGCUCCCAGUGUGGAAAGAAUUUUAAGCGGUUAGACACUCUCAAAACCCAUGAGCAAAUACACACAGGGGAGAAGCCAUACCAUUGUGCCCAGUGUGGAAAUAGUUUUAGCCAGUCAGGAAGCCUGAAAGUUCAUGAGCGAAUACAUACAGGUGAGAAGUCAUACCUUUGCGCCCAGUGUGGGCAUCACAUCACAUUGUCCGUUGUCUUAUAUUGUUGACUGAGAAUGUGUUUACUUGUUUAUACCAUGUGAAAUUAAAUGGUACAAAGUCUACUA